ACCCCUGUCAUCGCCGGCCUGACCUCGCGUCGCUUGGCCUCCAAGUCCAAGUCCAACAGACCAAAACCCCCCACCGCCCCGUGUGUUCGUCACUUCGUCGCUUUCCCGUCGAGCCGCGACCGCCGACUGCGACGGAGAGAAUUCUCUAUCCGGUUCCGGUCACGUCUGGUUUGGUUGGAGUUCGCUCGCACUUGUGAUUGGGUAUUUGGGUUGGUCGCCUGGCUCUUCUCUGCUGGGAGAGAUUCCUUUUGUUCGGUGUCGCCAACAACUCGCCAUUCUUGGGAGGUCUAAGGUCGUCGGGAUCGGGACCGCUGCUGAUGGAGGAGAGGUACGAGGCGCUGAAGGAGCUUGGGGCCGGCAACUUCGGGGUGGCGAGGCUGGUCAGGGACAAGCGGACCAAGGAGCUCGUCGCCGUCAAGUACAUCGAGAGGGGCAAGAAGAUUGAUGAGAAUGUGCAGAGGGAGAUCAUCAAUCACCAGUCGCUCCGGCACCCUAACAUUGUACGGUUCAAGGAGGUUUGUUUAACACCCACACAUCUUGCUAUUGUCAUGGAAUAUGCUGCUGGUGGAGAGCUAUUUGAGAAAAUCACCACAGCAGGGCGAUUCAGUGAAGAUGAGUCCAGGUAUUUCUUUCAGCAGUUGAUAUCAGGGGUCAGCUACUGUCACUCUAUGGAAAUUUGUCACCGUGAUCUUAAACUUGAGAAUACCCUCCUUGAUGGGAGUCCAACACCUCGCGUGAAAAUUUGUGACUUUGGUUACUCAAAGUCUGCUUUGCUGCAUUCCAAACCAAAAUCAACAGUUGGAACUCCAGCAUACAUAGCGCCGGAGGUUCUUUCCAGAAAAGAGUAUGACGGAAAGGUAGCAGACGUUUGGUCCUGUGGUGUCACACUGUACGUGAUGCUCGUGGGAUCAUAUCCAUUUGAAGAUCCUGAGGAUCCAAGGAACUUCCGGAAAACGAUCAGCAGAAUUCUUGGCGUGCAAUACUCCAUCCCGGAUUAUGUGAGAGUGUCUUCAGAGUGCAGGCGCCUUCUGUCUCAAAUAUUCGUUGCCGAUCCUUCAAAGAGGAUCACGAUCCCGGAGAUAAAGCAUCACCCGUGGUUCCUGAAGAACCUGCCGAGGGAGAUCUCGGAGAGGGAGAAGGCCAACUACAAGGACUCGGAUGCCGCCGAGCCGGCGCAGGCCGUGGACGAGAUCAUGCGGAUUGUUCAGGAGGCCAAGACCCCCGGUGACAUGUCCAAGGUGGUCGACUCGGCGCUGCUGGCCGAGAUGGCAGAGCUGGAGAGCGACGACGAAGAGGCAGACGCCGAUGACGCCUACUGAUCGCUCCUGCAUGCAACUCAGCAGCUGCAGACGCCGCCGAGCCUUACCCGUGCGUGGGAUAACGGAUGUUGGAUUCUUACUCUGUAUGUUAAGUCUGUAUAGCGCUGUACAUUUGAAGAUUGCCUUGUAUGGAUCAACUAGCGUGCAGUGAUAACAAAUAAAUAUAAGUGAGUAAAUAAAGAUGUACCAUACGCUGUUUAGCUGCU
This is a messenger RNA of Sorghum bicolor (sorghum), 1525 nucleotides long. Its product is annotated as serine/threonine-protein kinase SAPK3. The coding region runs from base 318 to 1319 and encodes 333 amino acids. Gene Ontology annotation, biological process: protein phosphorylation; intracellular signal transduction. Gene Ontology annotation, molecular function: protein serine/threonine kinase activity; ATP binding. The transcript has 9 exons. Lineage: Eukaryota; Viridiplantae; Streptophyta; Magnoliopsida; Poales; Poaceae. The record is from RefSeq and is a predicted model, not a curated record.